Lontra canadensis (Northern American river otter) is the source of this 1710-nucleotide messenger RNA. RefSeq names its product uroplakin 2 (gene UPK2). Gene Ontology annotation, cellular component: apical plasma membrane. Gene Ontology annotation, biological process: epithelial cell differentiation. The record is from RefSeq and is a predicted model, not a curated record. The coding region runs from base 972 to 1526 and encodes 184 amino acids. Lineage: Eukaryota; Metazoa; Chordata; Mammalia; Carnivora; Mustelidae. The transcript is spliced from 5 exons.
CACCUACAAAAGGGAGCCAGUGACAUGGACAGCCCACGGUGGCCAGAAUGGUAAGUAUGGUGACCCAUGCCCUGUGCCCAUUGCGAGGACUUUCUCCUCAUCUCUCCUCGCUUUCCACAACUCCUCUCUCACUUCUGUCUGGUUGAGCCCAGGGGUGGAGGAUGUAGUCAGAGGGGUUGUGUGUCUUUUUAUUUUCUCCUGCCAGGUCUCGCUCUCCUCCAUUCUCCAUCAGUUUGACAAUGGUGCUGACUGAGGCUGACUGCCCUUCUCUACGGGACAGGGCUGGUUCCCACCUCUCCUGUCUCUCUGAAAGUCUUCCCUAGCAUCUCUUGGCCCCUCCAGAGAACUUUGACUCCCACACACUCCCUGGCAUGGACACCCCUCUGCUUCUCCCCGAAUAGCAGUGUCUGGGUCUUACUGGCCUCCGUGAAUUGGAACCCUUGGCUCUGCUGCCCCCAUCCCCUACUACCAGCCUCAGUUUCCCUCCCAUCCUUGCUCGUCCAAGGCCCUGUCUGGGGCCCCUUGGCAUUCAUCUCCUCUUCUUGCACACCAGGACAAUCUCAGAACUUGCUGCCCUUCUGGAAGGCUCCCCUCAUCGUGCAGAGCCAUCCUCAACAGGCCACACUUCCAGAGGCACGUGCAGGCAGGAAUGCUCAGGCCCUAACAUGUGGGAGUUCUAGGGGAAGGGGUGAUUUCCACCCCCACCUUAAUAACCCAGCCCCUCUGCAGCUGACUAAGCCGUCAAGAUCCAGCCAGGGCAUCCCCACUUCUGGCCUGAGAGCUGGCUCCCCGUCCUGAAAAACCUGUCUGGGGGGCCUGCCCUGAGGCUGUAGGGCCCAAAGGGCAGGUUGGACAGGAUUUCCCUCCAGCCACUCCCACCCCAAGACAAAAUCAGCCACCGCAGGGGCCUGGCCUCACUUGCCUCUGGAAGCCACAGCCAGCCAGCUCCUGUUCUAGCUCCCAGCCCAGCUAUGGCAUCCCUGCUGCCCGUCCGGACCUGGCCCUCGAUCCUGAUUCUGCUGACUGUCCUGGCCCUGGGGGCUGCAGACUUCAACAUCUCAAGCAUCUCUGGUCUGCUGUCCCCGGCACUAACGGAGAGCCUGCUGGUUGCCUUGCCCCCUUGUCACCUCACAGGGGGCAAUGCCACACUCAUGGUCCGGAGAGCCAAUGACAGCCAAGUGGUGAAAUCUAGCUUCGUGGUGCCUCCAUGCCGUGGGCGCAGGGAGCUGGUGAGUGUGGUGGACAGCGGGGCCGGAUUCACAGUCACCCGGUUCAGCGCGUACCAGGUGACAAACCUCGUGCCAGGAACCAAAUACUACAUUUCCUACCUAGUGACGAAGGGGACAUCCACUGAGUCCAGUAGAGAGAUCCCAAUGUCCACACUUCCUCGAAGAAAGGUGGAAUCCAUUGGGCUGGGAAUGGCCCGGACGGGGGGCAUGGUGGUCAUCACAGUGCUGCUGUCUGUCGCCAUGUUCCUGCUGGUGGUGGGCUUCAUCAUCACGUUGGCCCUGGGCGCCCGGAAGUGAGGAGGCCAGCGCCAGGCAGCGGGCCUCCAUGAGGUCCGGGACCCUGUCCAUUUCCCCAGCCUGUGUGCCUGCCUCCUCUGCUGAAAAGACUACCUGCUCCCAGUCCUCAACCAUGACUCUAAGGGGCUUCACUUCUCCUCCAUGCCCCCUCUCACUGGAGCCUUUUCCUCCCUCUGCCCUCCCC